CGGAAAAAGUCCACGUCCGCCCCCCCGCGUUUUCCCUUCUCCCCCACCUCCCCAACCCCAACCCACUCUACCCAGUCUUUCUUUCUUUCUUUCCUACCAAGAACACCUCCAAUCCCACACCAGUCCGCCACAAAUCUGAUCCGCCCCCUCCAUUCCCACGAACCCACUCCCCGCCCCCCUCGUCUUGGCACGAGCGCGUCGGCACCAUCGCCCCGGAUCGGAGCAGGGGCGGCUCCGGCGCUGAUCUCCGCUCAGAUUCGGAUUUAGGGUUUUUGGGCGUGGUCGCGGUGGUGGGUUCGCUCGGCCGGUUUGGAAUGUCGGCGGCCGUGGCGUGCGCAGAGAGGGCGACGAGCGACAUGCUGAUCGGGCCCGACUGGGCCGUCAACAUCGAGCUCUGCGACAUCAUCAACAUGGAUCCCGGACAAGCAAAGGAUGCGCUUAAGCUCCUAAAGAAGCGCCUUGGGAAUAAGAAUUCAAAAGUGCAAAUUCUGGCCCUUUAUGUGCUAGAGACUCUAAGCAAAAAUUGCGGGGAUAUUGUUUACCAACAAAUCAUUGAGCGUGAUAUACUAAGUGAAAUGGUUAAGAUAGUAAAGAAAAAGGUGGCGAUACUAAUUGAAUGGUUAACUAUUGUUUUCCUAGAUUCAAGUCCCUCCGUUUUGAUCCUAUAUUUAUCUUUACAGCCAGACUUAAACGUUCGGGAGAAAAUAUUGAGUCUGAUUGACACAUGGCAAGUGGCUUUUGGAGGUCCUUCCGGGAGAUAUCCCCAGUACCACACUGCGUACCAAGAACUCAGGGCAGCUGGUGUCGAUUUUCCGCCUCGCGAGGAGAAUACAGUUCCACUGUUUACACCUCCUCAGACUCAACCUUUGAGGCAGCCACAUCUAUAUCCUCCAGGUCAAAGCUAUGAAGAUGUAGCUAUACAAGCUUCUCUCCAAUCUAGUACCCCUGCUGCACCUCCCCUGAGUCUAAGCGAGAUCCAGAGUGCUCGAGGAAUUGUGGAUGUGCUGGAUGAGAUGUUAAAUGCACUUGACCACAGACACCCAGAGGGUGUGAGGGAGGAGGUCAUUGUUGACCUUGUUGGGCAGUGUCGUUCUUAUCAUGCUCGUGUGAUGGAUCUUGUUAGCGAUACUGGCGAUGAGAGCCUUCUGUUUCAGGCUCUAGGACUAAAUGAUGAGUUGCAGCGUGUUCUUCAGCGUCAUGAUGACAUAGCAAAAGGAGUCCCUCCAAAUAUACCAGUGCCUGUUGCUGGUAACGUAAACCAAGGGACAGCCCCUCCUCGGCCUGCUGGUGCUUCAUUUGCCCCCCUUCUUAAUGUACACCAUGAGGACGAUGAACCAGAAGAUGAGUUCUCCGUGCUUUCCCGCAGGUCUGCAAGGGAUGGCGCAGCAGCACAGGGCAACAUGUCUUCUGUUCCAAGAAAUGAAAGGCCAUACCCAAGCCCACUUCUUCCUCCACCACCAUCGACAAAAAGGCCUGUUUACACAGAGGCAAGCAGUGUCGACUAUCUAAGUGGGGACUCCUAUAAGUCUGAAAAAGUACCAGAUGAUUUUGUCAACCCAACGGCCCCAGCCAAUAUGUCUGCACCAUCUCAUUCAAAAACAGAAACAGAUCAAGUGCCAAAUUAUGAUAGCAGGUCAGAAAAUGUGCCUGAUGAAUUCAUAAACCCAACUGCAGCACCCAGUUUUUCCAUGCCUUCUCGCCCUAUGAGUGAGCCAUCUGUGAAUAAGCUUGAGAGCCUUCCUGACGAUGACUUUAUAAACCCCACUGCGCUGCCUGGUUUUUCUUCGUCGUCAACUAGUGAAGAUCUUCCAAAAGCUCCAUGGGAAGCGCAAGCUCCAGUUUCCCUACCGCCUCCUCCUGCAAGGUAUGGCCAAAGACAGCAGUUCUUUGAGCAACAACAUGGCUUUCCUGGUGAGAACAAUGAAGGGGGCUACGAUGAGAUGCUGACGCGGACAGGAAGCCUUUCUCUUAAUCAAAGGAACACUGAGAAUGGGAAGAGCGCAUCAGUGUCGACCGCAUCCCGCCAGCCCAAACCUGAGGAUGCCCUUUUCAAGGAUCUUGUUGAUUUUGCCAAGAAGAAUCCAUCUUCUCCAUCUAAACCAGCCAACAGCCGCAGGACUCGCUGAGUGAUGAGUGUUUCAGUCAUGUAACACACAUAAUUGAGUUGCCAAGCUGCUGGUUUUGCUACAGGUUGGCGAAUUAGAUAUACCAUCAAAUAAGAGGGUUGGGUCGGUCUGUUCUUUAUUGCCUCGGGAAUUAUUUGGUUUGCGCAUUGGACAAUUAGAAUCACAGGUGUCAGAUACGUAGUCAUGAUACUGGGUGUGGUGUGUAGCGAGUUGCAUUUCUCACCUUUUUCUUGUGUGGUAUUGGUUAUCGAUUCUGGCUUUAUUUUACUUAGCUGUAUAUAUUUCUCCAUUUGACAGCAGUAUUCUACAUAGUUGAGUUUGCAAUUUGAUCUUGUAA
Triticum urartu is the source of this 2463-nucleotide messenger RNA. Its product is annotated as TOM1-like protein 3. Lineage: Eukaryota; Viridiplantae; Streptophyta; Magnoliopsida; Poales; Poaceae. The record is from RefSeq and is a predicted model, not a curated record. Gene Ontology annotation, molecular function: ubiquitin binding; phosphatidylinositol binding. Gene Ontology annotation, biological process: protein transport to vacuole involved in ubiquitin-dependent protein catabolic process via the multivesicular body sorting pathway.